AUGCGCUCCUUUUGGGGGGGCACCGCCCUGCGGGGGCUCCUCUGCGGCCCGCGGGUCCCAGGCCCGAGUCCCGUGCGCCAGAGCUCGGGAGGGCCCUCUUGGACCCCAGAGCGGACGUUGGUGGCUGUGAAGCCAGACGGGGUGCAGCGUCGGCUUGUGGGGGAUGUGAUCCGACGCUUCGAGAGGCGAGGUUUCAGACUGGUGGGGAUGAAGAUGCUGCAGGCUCCAGAGAGCAUCCUGGCCGAGCAUUACCAUGAUCUUCGAAGGAAGCCCUUCUACCCAGCCCUCAUCAGCUACAUGAGCUCUGGGCCCCUGGUGGCUAUGGUCUGGGAAGGCCACAACGUGGUCCGGACCUCGAGGGCCAUGAUCGGGGACACGGACUCCUCUGAAGCUGCCCCAGGGACUAUCCGGGGAGAUUUCAGCAUCCACAUCAGCAGGAACAUCAUCCACGCCAGCGACUCCGUGGAGGGGGCCCAGAGGGAAAUCGGGCUGUGGUUCCGGAGCAGUGAGCUGGUGGACUGGACAGACCGGGGCUCCCAAGGCAAUGCCUCUGCAGCCUGAGAGGGCCAGCUGCUCUCCACUGCCCCCCGUUCGCUGGUACCAGCCCCCUCUGUCAUCAAGAUUCAGCUCACACCCACACUUUGCCCAGCCCUCCAAACCACCCUCCCGGGAACCUUGCACCCAAAGUAGGAGAUGUUGAGGCAUCGAUUUUCUGUGCCUUUCUGUGUCUUAAGCCCACAUGACAUUGGACCAAAUCCUUCCAGUACCAAAGUGCCGGACCACCUGUGAGGUGUGUGACCAGCCUGCCCACCAAGGAAAGCAUUAAAGUUCAUUGUGCAGCAGUG
Molecule: messenger RNA, 845 nt
Organism: Echinops telfairi (small Madagascar hedgehog)
Lineage: Eukaryota; Metazoa; Chordata; Mammalia; Afrosoricida; Tenrecidae
Gene: NME4
Product: NME/NM23 nucleoside diphosphate kinase 4
Exons: 5
Coding region: 1-561 (186 amino acids)
Biological process (GO): UTP biosynthetic process; GTP biosynthetic process; CTP biosynthetic process
Molecular function (GO): nucleoside diphosphate kinase activity
Source: RefSeq, a predicted model, not a curated record